Messenger RNA from Brenthis ino (lesser marbled fritillary), 351 nucleotides. NCBI's taxonomy places the organism in Eukaryota, Metazoa, Arthropoda, Insecta, Lepidoptera, Nymphalidae. The record is from the annotation of a GenBank genome assembly.
AUGAAAUUGUUGGUGGUUUUCUUUGCUUUGUUGGCUCUGGCCAUUGCUGCUCCAACUGUUGGCAAAGAUCUUGCUGCUCUACGAGCUCUACCUGCUUUGCUUCAUGAAGAAGUGCAUGAUGAGCUUGGACAGUUUGCCCUCCGGUAUGUGACUGCUGAAGGAAUUGUAGUGUACGAGCGCGGUCGCCUUGUACCCUCAGAAAAUGGUACUGAAUACGUCCUGGUCUUAGAAGGAGAAAUUUCUUAUAUUGGUGACGAUGGAAAGACUUACGUUACUAAGUAUACUGCGGAUCUCGGUGGAAAUAAUGUUGUAGGCAACCAUUUACCCAAAGUGCCUGAGCCGGUUGUAGCU